Molecule: messenger RNA, 441 nt
Organism: Trematosphaeria pertusa
Lineage: Eukaryota; Fungi; Ascomycota; Dothideomycetes; Pleosporales; Trematosphaeriaceae
Exons: 1
Coding region: 1-441 (146 amino acids)
Source: RefSeq, a predicted model, not a curated record
AUGUACCGCACUCCAAGUAGUUGCCUCGGCCGGCCCUUGAUCCACCCGCUCGCCUUCGCGUCCGCACGCUCGACCGCCUUCACGAGCAUCCCGGCCAUCCACGCGCUAGUUAGCGACAACCCCAGCCCCCCAUCAAGUGAGCUCUCAGACUUGUGUAUGCCACGCAACCUCGUGCGCAUAACCUCAGUCCACCGACAAGGCUCUGUCGCCUCGCGACUCGGCCAUGGCUCAACACUGUCGUACCAGGAUGCACACACUCAGUCCACAUACCAAGGGGCAUGUCGCAUCGCCACGUCCGUUCGUGUCCUUGCUGGGGACUGGGAAAUGAGCCACCUUGAUGCUAUCAAAUGGUGCUGCGAAUUUGGACACUUGGGCACAGGGUCUACGUUUUCCAAAAGGCAGGCGCUCUGGGAGACGUAUUCGUCCUCCCUCCGGCUCUGA